Marchantia polymorpha subsp. ruderalis is the source of this 1736-nucleotide messenger RNA. The record is from the annotation of a GenBank genome assembly. Lineage: Eukaryota; Viridiplantae; Streptophyta; Marchantiopsida; Marchantiales; Marchantiaceae.
AAGGCCAGCCUAGCUGCUGCAGCAAGGCAAGACAGAGCAAGGGCCCGAUCUACUAACAACAACAACACUGCUGCUGCUGCUGCUGCAGAGGCUUUGCAUUAUCUACCACAGUCACCGACAUGCACGCGACCAACAAGCGACGAACCAUGAAGCAAAUGCACCAGCGGCAGGCAAUUCGGAUGCCGAUGCAAUUGGACCGAACUCGCGCCAUGUCAACGCUCUGGCGUGAGUGAGUUCGUGAUGAAAGGGAGUUGACAUGGUUCGAUGCUCUCUCUCUCUCUCUCUCUCUCUCUCUCUCACACACACACACACAACUCACGGACAGGCUCGAGGGGGCGGUUGCCUUUUGUGGCAGAAGGUGCUAGAAGGAAUAAGGCCAACCCAAAAGAAGCGUGACUGGAUUGAUUGAGUCGCAUGCACACUCACUCACUGACUCGCGAACUGUGCACGAAGCGCAAUUUAUUUUAAUGCGCAUCUCGGAUUCUCUCGCCCCUUCGCGUCCAGGCAGUGCGAGAUGAAGAGAGCAAUCGAGGGCGAGCAUAUUUGCUCGAGACAUGACAGAUAAUGGAUUGACAAAAGAGGCUAAGCAGCUGAUUGAUGCCCGCAGCCCCAUCCACCAUCCUGCCUGCCAUCCAUCCAUCCAUCAAUCAAUCCAUCAAUCCAUCAAUCAAUCAAUCCAUCAAUCCAUCGAUCCAUCGCACAGGCCCUGCCUGGGAGUGGGAGUGGCUUGGGAGGCUUGGGAAGCUUGGGCAUGGGAUUCGGCUUGGGCUUGACCUUGACGUAGGCAUGGCUGGAAUGGCCCUUCACAAAAUCCGAGAAGCCCGGCGGGCGGAGUUCCGAGAAGCUUGAUUGAUUGAUCGAUCGAUCGAUUGUUUGAUUGAGGGAGUAAUUUAGUCAUCGAGCAGGACAGGAUUGCGAUGGCAUCCGUCAUCAGAGUCUACGUUCAGACCAUGUGGAUUGUAACAUCCCCCAACUUGCAGCCCACCGGAGCACAGCAGGAAGCCUCGCGCUGGCCUUCUCGCCUCGUCAAGUUGGACACUGUCCCCCCGAAUGCUCCCAAUCGAGCGAGAGGACUAUUUUGUCCCGACGCUGCUUGCGACCUUGCGCUUCUCGUCAUGAUGUUGACCGAUGUCACUCUCUCUCCUGCUCCCCCUGCGAGGUGUCCAUUCUCCAACCUCGACAGAAAAUUAGGCACCGCUUCCCCUUCUUCCCCACCCCCAAAGUUGGGAGAUAAUGGAUGGAGCCUCUUUCUCGGUGCCGACCUUUCUACGAAGCAUCGCAAGCUAACUGCUCACCCUUUAAUUCAUACAACCUCUCUCUUCGACGGGGAAGGGAUCGUAUGUCCAUUGAAUUUGGAGAUUUGGAUUCUCAAUUUGGAGAUUUGGCUUGCCUACUUUUCAAUAACGCUCGCAACUUCUGCCUCGGGGAUCUCGAGUUUCGAUCCUUUGGGUGUGCAAGGAGAGAGAGAGCGAGAGACUCGGAGACGACGACGAUCAGAAAGAGGGCUCGUGGAAAGACAAAAAGUCCAGUCACCACUUGGACGUCUUCCUCAUCCGUUCACUCCUCGGCCACAGAAGUCUCCUCAUUCUACUAAGACCGAAUUCAAAGUUGACGAACAUGUCAAGAAGAAGAAGAAGAAGAAGCUCAGACCCGAGGAGGAGGAGGAGGCCAAUGCCAGCGUGGCUGACUCAGGACUCUUCAUCAUUGACAUGGACGCUUUGGAUGAAAUGAAAUGA